This is a messenger RNA of Arvicola amphibius (Eurasian water vole), 3423 nucleotides long. RefSeq names its product ankyrin repeat domain-containing protein 26-like. The record is from RefSeq and is a predicted model, not a curated record. Gene Ontology annotation, molecular function: protein binding. NCBI's taxonomy places the organism in Eukaryota, Metazoa, Chordata, Mammalia, Rodentia, Cricetidae.
AUGUCGAAAGUGGCUAGCUUAUCUUACAAGAAAAGCCAGAAAGUCUUACAGUCCUUGCGCGACCAGCAACGGCACUCCCUGGGCACUGGGUUUGAGAGUGCCAAUAUCCUCCUCUCGCCCAAGUAUCGCCUCAAAGACAAGGAUCUGAGAAAGAUCCACAAGGCUGCGAGUGUCGGGGACGCAGCCAGAGUACAGCAGCUCCUGCUUGGGAAAUGCGGUGUGAACGACAGAGACAAGAAGAAGAGGACCGCCCUCCACAUUGCCUGUGCUUACGGCCGCCCAAAGGUAGUGAUGGCCCUGAUCGAGGGAAAGUGUGAGAUCGACGCCGUUGACAGUGACAAAUGCACAGGUCUGGUGAAGGCUGUGCAAUGUCAGGAAGAAGAAUGUGCCACCAUUCUGCUGGAGAACGGUGCUGACCCGAAUAUUGUGGAUGCCCAGGGCAACAGCGCUCUCCACUAUGCUGUCUAUUAUAAGAAUACAUCACUUGCUGCAAGACUGCUUGAACAUGAAGUGAAUAUUGAAGAAAAGAAUAAGAGUGGCUUCACGCCAUUUUUACUGGCUGUCAGUGAAAACAAACUGAAGAUGGCAAAAUUUUUAUCAAUGAAGAAUGCUAAUGUGCAUGCAACUGACAACCAGAAAAGAACAGCCCUCAUGCAUGCUGUAAGUCAUGACUCAACAGAUAUAGUCAGAUUUAUUCUUCAGCAAGGUGGAGACCUCUUUUGCAAAGAUGACUUUGGAUUGACUGCAUUCGAUUAUGCUGAUGAUUUUAAAUAUUAUGCCAAUAUGAAAAUCCUUCUUGAAUAUAAAGAGAAGAGAGAUGAGAAGUCUGAAAGAGUCAACCUAGUGGAGGAAAGUGCUGAAGAGGACUCUUCCAGAAGGAAGGACCAACAGAGCCAGGAAGUGGAAAAAAUGAAAAAGGAAGAAUUGGCUGAACCAGGAGCUGGAAGGAAAGAACAAGAGCCAGCUGGAGGGGUGACAUCCGUGCACGACCCGAGGAGGCUCGAUGGCAGAGGAGAUGACCAGCUCCAGGAAGGUGCAACCGAGCCAAGGGCUAGCAAAGAAGAUGAAGAAAUGGCAUGCACAUUAGCCACAGAAAAAGAGGCUGAGGAUGAAUCAUCCUGGGACUCUGAGAGUGUUUCUGAGACUCUUCCACUUAUUCGUAUUGGUGUUGAUGGAAUGUUACAAGUAAAUGGCCAAGCAGUAGAAAAUCCAGAGAAAUAUCUUCAUUGGCUGCCUAACAGAAAAGGGAGAGAUUCUCUCCCUGAGCAAAUGAAAGGAGUUAGGGAUGCACAGGCAUUCACACCAGCAGAGCCAGGCUUAGAAUUGACUUCGGAGGAAGAGCACAAAGGGCCUGCCAGAAGUGAAGAUAAGCAGUGUCAGGUUGAAGAAGAAAGGAAGCAGGGAUGGGACAGAGGGGAAGCGUCAGAGAGCCUGUGCGCUGCCGCUCUUGACCAUGGUGACGGUGGAUCAACUCUAACAAGGAAGAAUGGGACAUCUGGCUCCCAGCGGUCUCCUAGUACCGACAGCAAAGAGCAGGAUGGUGGUUCUGCCUUGAAUAUAAAAGAAGAAAAGAAAAGAGAGCAUGAAAACUGGUCAUCAGGAGACUUUGUGACUGAAUUGACGGCUGGGGCGUCUGAGUUGGCGGCUCAUCUCCUGAGAGUGAAGGAUACUUGCAGUUUAAAUGACAGCAGCCCUGAUAAAGGAAGGUCUGCAAAUCAAAAAUCAAAGGAAAAGCACAAGGUCAGAAGAGAAACGGAUGCUGUGGAAGACGCUGAUGACCUCACUCAGCCAUCUGAGUUGUCCUCAGAGGACGACAGCAAACAGAAACUGAAAGGAGCCCUGGGAGCUACUUACCGGGAAACUGGAAACACGGAAAACAGAGAAGCUGAAGAAGAGGGGAUGAAAGCAGAGCCUGCGAGAUCAAGAGUUGCAUUAAAACACAAAGAGAAGAAGGAAGAGAAUGAAUGCGUGAAGACCGAGUUGCCAGGGAAAGAUAGACUUUCUACCGAAGACCAGCAAUAUGCCGUGGCUCUGGGGAGCCUGUACAUGAGAGCAAAGCAGACCUUGAGUCAGAUCGUGGGAGCCGCUAUAAUGUGGUGCUGGGAACCAAACCUAGAUCCUCUGGAAGAACAAGUGAUCUCAACCACUGAUGCAUCUCUGCAGCCAGCUAUGUGCAUAUGUAAAGCAUUUGGGGAUGCUAGAGGCACGUUUCCCAUUGAACAAGCUGAUAGUCUUCAGUGCCCAGUCUGCAGCAGUUGGAAUAGUAACAUCCGUGAGAGCUUUGCCAAAUUGCAAGAGGCACAGGAUCGACAAAGAAAGUCCACGCAGAGUUCUCAGAAGACUCAGGAUCGCUUGCAGAAGCUUCAAGCUAAUGUUCUUGAGGCAGAUUACAAUACAAGACAAGGAAAGAAAAUUGCAGAGCUUCAGGAACUGUGGGCAAGCUUGACGAGAAACAAAGAGGAACAGCUAAAGAAACUCAACAAAAUCAUACUAUGUCUGAAGUGUUCUUUGGACCAAAAGAAGAGUGGAAAUGAAGAAUUGGAGAGGGAGCUCACCGAAAUAAAGAAACACUUAGAAAUAAUGAAAAGAAAAUUGAAUGAUCAUGAAAAUGGAGAAUUUAGUUGCCAUGGGAGAUUUAAAACUAAAGAACUUGAAGUGAAUAUUUCAGUGGAUGUGUAAAAAAAUGAGAUCCAUGAAUUGAAAGAAAAAUGGGGGACUAUAAACGCCAAAUAUCUACCUCUGAAUGUACAAUUUAAAUACAUUGAGCAGGAGUUGUUAUCAAUAAAAAUAGCACAAAAGCAAUAUGAGAGGCUCCACAAGGAUCAGAAGGUUCUGGAAAAAGAAGUGCUAGACCUGCAGCACCAGCUACAAGAGAACAUGGCAAAAUCAGAAGAUAAAAAAUAUGAAUUGGCACUAAGAGACAGUAAUAAUGAUUCGGUAAUGAGUCAAAUGGAACUCAGGCUGAAAAAUCUUGAAUCAGAGCUUGAGAAAAUGGAAGCUGAAGGAGAGUCUAAUGCAAGAAAGGCAGAGAAAUACAAGCAGUGCCGUGUCAAAGAAAGGGAGCUCAGCAAGAUAUUAUCACAGAAGCUCAGCAAGACUAACGGCAAACUGAGUAAGGUCAGAACAGCCAUUCUGCUGGAGACAGAACGCAACAGAAUUGUGCAGAGUGUGCUCAGUGUGAGACCUGUCCCCGAAUGUCCUGGCGCCACAAAGUGUAAUACUUGUGUAAAAUGCAACACUAGCUUCAUGACAAGCAGAACCCCAGAGCCUUCUACAUCCAGCCCUCAGCGUUCUGAGUCUAGGAGAAGGAGUCUGCUCAAGAAGCAGCAGCAAAUGGUAAAAGACAUAACUGAAGAGGUAGAUAAAGCUGCAGCUGAACUUGAGUGUUGGUCCUUAGAAGCUUAUCCUUCAGGAUCUAAAUAA